AUGACCAAGGCCCCGUUCUCGGUCGAAUGGCUUUCCCAGAGCAGCCAGGCGACCCCGCAAGGCCGGAGCAGCAGGGCGGAAGGCCUAGAGGGCGCCUCCUCCUCCUCCUCUUCCGACGGCAGCCAGGCCCAGCUGGCGGCGCCUCCUGGCUCACGCAGCGGCCAGCCUGCGGGCAGAGAAAGAAGGCCGAGCGGGGCGCAGGACACCCGCAGAGUCCCAGAGCCGCCCUCCCCGCAGGAGCACGGGGUGGGGUCCUGUCCCGCAGGAUUAGCUGCUCCCAAACGGGCGUGGAGCACUACAGAGGGUGGCUCAGAUGGCGAGGGAAGCCUCUCAGAGGGCCAGACCCCAGAGGACAGCAGCAGCGGAGGCGGCAGGAGCACGAACAGCCGCCGCUUGCGCACUGCGUUCAGCCUGGAGCAGAUCAGCACCCUGGAGAGCUCCUUCAAGCGGCACAAGUACUUGGGAGCUGCAGAGAGGCGCAAACUGGCCAGUAAGAUGCAGCUCUCCGAAGUGCAGAUCAAGACAUGGUUUCAGAACCGGCGGAUGAAGCUGAAACGCCAGCUACAGGAGAUGAGACCAGACCCCUUCCAUGCUGUUCCGUUUUACAGCCCCCUCCCUUUCGGACCUCAAAGUGGGCCCCUCUCCUAUGUUUACUCCGCCCCCCAGCAGACUUUCAGCCGGAGGGAAGCUGGUAUUCCUUCUGGCAUCACCUUCCCUCCAAUGCCAGCUCCUACCCUGGAUCCUAGAAAUACUUCCGGAGGGCAGCCAGGUGCUCUCUGGCCAAUGCCCAUGCCUUAUUUUAUGGGAUACCAAGACCCUAGAACUGUCUUCAUGAGCGUCUGA
This is a messenger RNA of Elgaria multicarinata webbii, 843 nucleotides long. RefSeq names its product VENT homeobox (gene VENTX). The record is from RefSeq and is a predicted model, not a curated record. Gene Ontology annotation, biological process: regulation of DNA-templated transcription. NCBI's taxonomy places the organism in Eukaryota, Metazoa, Chordata, Lepidosauria, Squamata, Anguidae. Bases 1 to 843 code for a protein of 280 amino acids. The transcript has 3 exons. Gene Ontology annotation, molecular function: DNA binding; DNA-binding transcription factor activity, RNA polymerase II-specific.